Messenger RNA from Exophiala viscosa, 570 nucleotides. RefSeq names its product small COPII coat GTPase sar1. The record is from RefSeq and is a predicted model, not a curated record. The transcript is spliced from 6 exons. NCBI's taxonomy places the organism in Eukaryota, Fungi, Ascomycota, Eurotiomycetes, Chaetothyriales, Herpotrichiellaceae. Gene Ontology annotation, molecular function: GTPase activity; GTP binding. Gene Ontology annotation, cellular component: endoplasmic reticulum exit site; COPII vesicle coat. The coding region runs from base 1 to 570 and encodes 189 amino acids. Gene Ontology annotation, biological process: intracellular protein transport; membrane organization; vesicle organization.
AUGUGGAUCGUCAACUGGUUCUACGAUAUCCUUGCAUCGCUCGGCCUCCUCAAUAAACAUGCCAAACUAUUGUUCCUCGGGUUGGACAACGCAGGAAAGACGACGUUAUUACACAUGCUGAAGAAUGACCGAGUUGCGAUCCUCCAACCAACCUUACAUCCAACCUCCGAAGAACUAGCCAUCGGCAACAAUCGGUUUACCACAUUCGACCUUGGAGGUCAUCAGCAAGCUCGCCGACUCUGGCGUGACUAUUUCCCUGAAGUCUCUGGAAUCGUCUUCCUCGUCGACGCCAAAGACCACGAACGUCUGCCCGAAGCCAAAGCGGAACUCGACGCCCUUUUGUCGAUGGAAGAUCUCGCCAAGACACCUUUCUUGAUACUUGGAAACAAGAUCGAUCACCCAGACGCCGUGUCUGAGGAUGAGUUGAGACACCAAUUGGGGCUGUAUCAGACAACAGGGAAGGGAAAGGUGCCACUCGAAGGCAUCCGUCCGAUCGAGGUGUUCAUGUGCAGUGUGGUCAUGAGGCAGGGUUACGGAGAGGGUAUCAGGUGGUUGGCGCAGUAUGUGUAA